Messenger RNA from Pocillopora damicornis (cauliflower coral), 1400 nucleotides. RefSeq names its product QRFP-like peptide receptor. NCBI's taxonomy places the organism in Eukaryota, Metazoa, Cnidaria, Anthozoa, Scleractinia, Pocilloporidae. Gene Ontology annotation, biological process: G protein-coupled receptor signaling pathway, coupled to cyclic nucleotide second messenger; chemical synaptic transmission. The record is from RefSeq and is a predicted model, not a curated record. Gene Ontology annotation, molecular function: neurotransmitter receptor activity; G protein-coupled serotonin receptor activity. Gene Ontology annotation, cellular component: dendrite; plasma membrane.
CGAAACACAACAGCGCAUACUGAUGGUCGUAAUUUGACAGAGAGCGAGCAAAAAUGAAGCAUUGUUUUAAAAGUUUUUCAUAUAGGGAUCAAGUGAAAGAAACUCAGAGAAUCAACUAAAUUUCUUCAAAAUCUGAACAUGCCUGUGACAACGAGGAAUUCUUCAUUUCACAACUUUUCAUCCAAGGAUGGAUUCCAAGAUUUUACCCUCGACACAAAUAUGAAAGUGAUAUUCUUCUUCCUGGGUUUCGUUGCCUUUCUAAUCAUCAUUGCCAAUGGUCUUGUCUUUGUGUUGGCUUGGAAUAUGAAGUAUCUCCGCACCAGAACAAACUUCUUUCUUUUCAGCUUAGCAGCAAGUGAUUUGCUCUCAGGUGCAGUGGUUGUUCCACUCGUUCUAUCGUGUAACAUUGUAACGGUCAAUCAGUCGCUUUGUAUCGCUAUGGAUAUCUGUCAGCGGGGUUUAGCCAUCUCGACGAUACUGCAUCUUUCGUCCGCAGUCAUCGAACGAUAUUUGAAGAUAUCUUCGCCUUUUAGGUACACGUCUAUUGUCACCAAGCCUCGAAUUUCUUGUGUGUUAAUUUCCAUCUGGAUAUUAGCCAUGUCUGUGUCUCUUUCUCAGUUGUUUAUCAUCUCUUCGCAAGACGUUACUAAAGCUUACCUCGUCUACAACACAACAGUUCUUUCACUGUUUGUGUUUGUGCCAUUCUUCGUCACAGUUUUGGCUUUCAUUCGCAUUUAUUUCAUCAUGAAACAGAGUAAAAAAUCAAGAAUGAGGCUGACCAUUAUUGUAAGAGAAAAUACAACAAACUCGACGCAACGAAAGAAAAGAGUGAACACCAAAAGAUCAUUGAUAGUGUACCUUGCUAUGUUGUUGUGUUUUGUUUUCGCUUGGUUUCCUUAUUUUUUUCUGACGCUUCUGAUAGACUUGGAUAAUUCAGUAGAGAUGAGUAUCCCCCAUUGGAUGAACGCUUUGUUUUUAUUUCUAAAGGUCAGCUCUGCUCUAUUCAAUCCACUUUUAUUUACUUUUUUUAAAGCAGAUUUUCAAAAAGCACUCAAUCAAAUGACCUCCGGAAAGCUUUGCAAACAAGUUGCAAAUACACAGGAUGAAAGUGCGCGAAAAAGAUUUGGAUCUAAUUCCAUGCAGACCAACCAAACCCAUCUUCAGCACAAGACAUUUGAGAUAGAAGAACCGAAAUCUUUAAUUAUCAAUCACCUGACAAGAUAACUGAAUGCUGGGAAGCUCCCCUCCUUCCUUCGUCCUUCGUGCUUUCUCCUUGCUAGAGCGUAGUGCGUAGGGAAUGUUUAGAAAUGUCUUAUUUUCAGCCAAUAAAUCGUAACGAAAUAAUUAACAAUUGGUUCAUAUGUCAGCGUGCGUUCAUCGAGAUAUGAAGCACGCGGGAA